This is a messenger RNA of Dictyostelium discoideum AX4, 174 nucleotides long. RefSeq lists its product as hypothetical. The coding region runs from base 1 to 174 and encodes 57 amino acids. The transcript has a single exon. The record is from RefSeq and is a predicted model, not a curated record. Lineage: Eukaryota; Evosea; Eumycetozoa; Dictyosteliales; Dictyosteliaceae.
AUGAUAAUCCUACAGAAUCAAAUUAUUCAAAACCGACCAACUCCAACACCAUUGAAAACAUUGACAGACCCAAUGAGAGGUUUAACCAAUCAAAAUGAUGUAACUUUAGAAUGGUUCGAUCAAGCAACUUCAAUCAUUAAUUUCGCUAUUUGUAUUAAAUAUACUGCCCAUUAA